UCUCUGAAAAAUUCAUAGGACCAUUCGUCGUCACUCGUUAGCGUCCCCCCCCACUCGCGUUCCAUCGUGACAUCGUCGACCCCCACGGACUCCGCCUCCCGUCGAAACUUUAAUCUCCCCUUAUAAUCCGAUCGGGAAACCCUAGUUUCCGUUCCGUUUUUUCGCAAUUCGGCCGAGAUCAGUUCUUGCGAGAAAGAAAUCUUGUCGUUCUUCCCCUAUUGAUUCGGAGAAGAGAGAGGAGAAAAGAGGGCGAAGCCAAGAAGAUGUCGGGAUCGAGCUCCUGGUCACGGGCAUUGGUGCUGAUCUCCCCGUAUACCUUUUCGGCAGUCGGCAUCGCCAUCUCCAUCGGCGUCUCCGUCCUUGGGGCGGCCUGGGGAAUACAUAUAACGGGAAGCAGCUUGAUUGGUGCAGCGAUCAAGGCUCCUAGAAUCACCUCCAAGAAUCUCAUCAGUGUUAUUUUUUGUGAGGCUGUUGCAAUAUACGGUGUUAUUGUUGCGAUCAUUCUACAAACUAAAUUGGAAAGUGUGCCAGAAUCUAAAAAAUACGCUCCAGAGUCUCUUAGAGCUGGUUUUGCAAUCUUUGCUUCUGGGAUCAUUGUGGGCUUUGCAAAUCUAGUUUGUGGGCUUUGUGUGGGAAUUAUUGGAAGCAGCUGUGCACUAUCUGAUGCUCAGAACUCAUCACUCUUUGUAAAGAUUUUGGUGAUUGAAAUUUUUGGCAGUGCUCUUGGAUUGUUUGGAGUCAUCGUAGGAAUAAUUAUGUCAUCUCAAGCAACGUGGCCUGCAAAGACGGCGUGAACCUGCUGUCAUCAGAAAUAGGCAUGCCUUUACUUGUCAUUUCACUGGAAAGGUGCGGCAUGUAUAUUUUAUCUCAGUCUUCUAGAGGCUAGAAUUAGCAUGACCAUUCUGUCAUAAUCAUGAUUAUGUAAUAUUUCAUUUGGUGCUUCUUAAGGAGCAUCUUGCUGAAAUUUUGUUUUUGUUUUCCAAUAAUAAGUGGAUCCUGCCAUUCCUUUAAGGAUCUCAGUUGUUGCUGAAUGAAUUCCUUUGGGAUACCCAUCAACUGCUUAUGGUUUGGAGAA
Elaeis guineensis (African oil palm) is the source of this 1075-nucleotide messenger RNA. Its product is annotated as V-type proton ATPase subunit c''2. Gene Ontology annotation, biological process: proton transmembrane transport. The record is from RefSeq and is a predicted model, not a curated record. Gene Ontology annotation, molecular function: proton-transporting ATPase activity, rotational mechanism. Gene Ontology annotation, cellular component: proton-transporting V-type ATPase, V0 domain. Lineage: Eukaryota; Viridiplantae; Streptophyta; Magnoliopsida; Arecales; Arecaceae.